UAGGGUGAUUGUACCAAUUACUGAACACGUACCAUUGAAUGAACCUCUGGGAUUAUCUUUAAAAAAUAAGAUAUCUUUGGAUUGUAUAGUUCCAUCAAUUUUUUGUAGUUUUCUUGUAAACAUAUAGAUGGCAGUGCAGUCAUUUCAAGUGACACAGUGCCACCAUUUUCUUUACAGCUCAAAUGGUAAUAGUGAUGAUGUGGAUAUGGCCACCUGAAUGCCUCAGCUGUUAAGAUGGAUGAUAAUUCGGAAAUGACAGCGAGCCAGGGAAAGAAAUAUGAACGUUUUAAGUAUAGCGAAGAAGACCUCACUUCAGCUUUAGAAGAUAUUAAGGCAGGAAACCUUAGUUUGAAUAGUGCUGCUAAAAAAUAUGGUGUUCCUAAGGGAACACUUCAUAAUAAAAUUAUGGGCAAAGUUCCUAUUCAACGAAAAAUGGGACCAGAUACUGUGCUGACAACAAAAGAAGAACAGAAGUUAGAAAUGUGGAUACUAAGCAAGGCAAAAUUGGGAUUUCCAAUGCACCCGGAUGUAGUUCAAGAUGCUGUACAGACAGUUUUAAAUAGUGGUGGACGGAAGACUCUGUUCAAAGACAAUAGGCCGGGAAGGAAGUGGUUGGAUUUGUUCCUUAAAAGACACCCUACUAUUGGGAAAAGAAAUGCUGAAAUAAUUUCCAAGGGUCGUGCUUCUGUGACGCAAGAACAAAUUAGCAACUGGUUUUAUGAUCUCAGGACUCAUUUGCAAGAGGAGGGGUGUGAAGAUGUUUUACAAGAUGGUGCAAGAAUCAUAAACUGUGAUGAAACUGGAAUGCAGCUUUGCCCUAAGACUGGUAAAGUUUUAGGACCUACAGACUUAAAGAAUUUCUACGAAAUAGCAGGUGGGCAAGAGAAAGAAUCCAUUACAGUGUUGUGCAGCUUUUCUGCAAACGGGAGUAUUAUUCCACCCAUGAUAAUUUACCCAUACAAGCGGCUGCCAAAAAACAUUGCUCAUACUAUUCCUGAAGAGUGGGGUUUUGGGAGAUCGGACUCUGGGUGGAUGGUUUCGAGUACAUUUUAUGAGUACAUAGCAAACAUUUUCUGGCCAUGGUUAUCACGCAAUGGAGUAGUGUUUCCAGUGAUAUUGUUCUUAGAUGGUCACAAAUCUCAUUUGAGUUUGGAAGUGUCGGAAUUAUGUGCUGAAAAGAAAAUUAUCCUCUACUGCCUGCCUCCCAAUGCAACUCACAUACUGCAACCAUGUGAUGUGACAGUGUUCCGGGCUUUAAAAGUAAUGUGGAGAAAAGUGUAUCACUCUCACAAACAGUCCUGCGGAAAUAUUACAAAAGCAAAUUUUGCUCAUAUAUUUAAAGAAGCUUUCGAUGCUGCGAUUAAACCAGAUGUAAUAAUUAGUGGUUUCAGAGCUUGUGGUUUGUUCCCCUGUAAUCCUGAAAAUGUUGACUACACAAAAUGUAUCUCUCACAGGCGACAGGAGCUGAAAAAAGAAAGAUGCCAAGAAGAGCAGACCGUACCAACAAAGAAUGACUUCAAAAUAGCUGUGAAAGUUAUUGAAUACUUGAUCGGACCAAACAAAACAGAACAAUUUUUGCAGACAGAAGAAAAUACUUCUUUGCCAGUUUCAAAUAGUAGUCUAUUCAAAGUCUGGAAAGCCUGCAGAGAGCAAGUCAAUGAGAAAAGUCAAGUUGGCCAUGACAGACAAGCUACUCAGAAUGCCAACAAUCAAGACGAAUGUGAAUUGUUGAAUGCCACAGACAUUCCUGGUAUUGACGACAUUACUUUAACAACCGAGACUGACUUGUUAGAUAUUGGUUCCCUUCCAAUUGAAAUUGAUGGUAUUGUUUUUCAUGGUAUGGAUGACACAAACAUCACAUAUGGAACCAGAGAAAAUUUGUACAUUGCUGAGGUAGAGGAAGAAGCAACUGUACUGUCAUGUAAUGAUGGUUUCAGAAAAGAAAUUAGUAUGAACAUCCCAAGUGGAACCAGAAAAAAUUUGAAUGUUAUUGAAGUAGAGGAAGAAGAAGAAACUGGAAUGCUGUGUAAUGAUGAAGGAUACACAAACAAAAGUAAAAGUACUGAAGAAAUCUGUGUAAGAGACAUUGUGGAAGAUGUCAUGAGCAUGAUACUUGAAGAAGUGGAAAAUAAGUUGCGAACUGAUUGUAAAGAUCCAAAAGAAAAUGGAAACCAGCACUGUAAUGAAGAUAAUGCAACUGAAAAGGAGAUUGAGAAAACAAGUGACCAAGAAAUAGAUUUGUGGGAGCAGCACUUGCACUGGCCACGAGUUAAUGAGAAAAAAGCAAUAAAAAGAGUACAGAAAGAAAAACAAAUAUAUGCAAUAUCUUCAAACAAAUGGCGUGAAUUGCAGGUUAAGAAGGAAGACGAAAAGAAGGCAAAACAGAAAAUCCAGCAAGAGAAAAAAGAAAAUCGAAAGAAAAGACUACACGCAACAGUGAAUAAUAGACCGGCUAUUAAACGAAGAAAGACUAAAGACAAAGUUGGUGAAACAACUACUGUUACUAGUAGGCCUCCUGAGACACAAGCAGAAUUUCAGAAAGACUAUGAGAGAAAAGAUGUUAUCCCUGGCACAUAUAUUUUAGUUAAGUUUAAGUCAGGAGCAAAGAAGAAUGUAGGACAGUACUACAAGUAUGUAUGUGUGACACAGGAGGUGCAAGGGGAAGAAAUUAAAGUUGUAGGAUUGAAGUCGACAGAAAACAAUAGAACAUUUCGUGUUGUUGAUAGUGAUGUUUCACACAUAAGUUUUAGUGAUAUUGUUGCAAUUUUGCCACAACCACUUAUUGAAAGUGCAGGAGACAGGAUAAAAUAUAUUUUUAGAAAUGAUAUUGAAAUCAAAGAAAAUUGAUGCACGUAGAAUACAAAUCAAUGUUACCUUGCAGCAUCAAAACAUGUAUCUAAAUUCCGUAACUUUGUGUUUCAUGUAGCCUACUUAACUUUUUAAGCAUGUAGGCCUAAGGUCUGCUAAUGAUUUGACUUCGUAUUUCUUUACUUCAUAGGCCUAUUAGUGGCCUAUCUUGCAUUGCUCAGUACUUGUUCAUUCAUUGGGAAGUGUGUGUUCAGUAUUUGGAAUGAAGUGUUCAGUCACUGGUGUUUUUGCACUAUUUGUAUAAAUUAGUUAUUUUUAUAUUAUGUUCAUUGUUGAAGUAGUUCAUAUUUUUUUUACUUCAGUGCAGAUGUUUAAUAAUCCAAAAAAACCUACCAUAACAUUCAGAAAAAUAAUUUCAUACUAAUAAAGAAUUUUUAUAUCAGGAUUUGCCUUAAAUGUUCAUUAAUUGGUACAAUCACC
Molecule: messenger RNA, 3288 nt
Organism: Bacillus rossius redtenbacheri
Lineage: Eukaryota; Metazoa; Arthropoda; Insecta; Phasmatodea; Bacillidae
Exons: 2
Coding region: 235-2847 (870 amino acids)
Cellular component (GO): nucleus
Molecular function (GO): DNA binding
Source: RefSeq, a predicted model, not a curated record